This is a messenger RNA of Phycodurus eques (leafy seadragon), 444 nucleotides long. RefSeq names its product small integral membrane protein 1 (gene smim1). Bases 226 to 444 code for a protein of 72 amino acids. NCBI's taxonomy places the organism in Eukaryota, Metazoa, Chordata, Actinopteri, Syngnathiformes, Syngnathidae. The record is from RefSeq and is a predicted model, not a curated record. The transcript has 3 exons.
UGCGAACAGCUGAUAACAGCAGGAACGGACAGUGACGUCACAGGGCUUUAUAUGAGUGAAGCGUGAAACAAAAAUGUGACAUAUACCUCUGGAAAAAACUUUAUUCCAGACCUGGACUAAGGCCGCAGCACUUGCCAAAUUUCUAUGGGAAUGAAUAAGGAAUCUAAAGACCUUUGCUAACGCAACAUAAAAGACUGAUUUCAGAGGAGAGCGAGGACUUCCUAAAUGGAUACCAACGGUGCCGGCAGUGUGCAAUACGAUCGCUGGAAUGAGGACAACAUCAACAUGAAUGUGGAGGCCUCACAAUCCACUGUGACGAAGCUCUACAACAGAAUGUGCACCGGCAACACUGGCAUCGCAGUCAAGGCUGCCGCGGCUCUGGCCGCACUGGUGUCCGUCUACAUCAUAGGAUACGUGACAGGAUACUACGUGCAUAAAUGCUGA